AUGCUUCCAUUAUCUUUGAGAGAGACAUCUGAAGAGGCUGCCAAAAGGCAGGCUAAUUUUAUAUGUCUACGAUUUCUGGAGGACAAAGUCCCCAAAACUCUGUUUGAAGAGGUUGUUAAGACUGUAAUUGAUAUUUUGUCAUUAUUUUUGUAGGUAUCUGAUAAACUCGAGUUACCUCAACGCAUCGACUGGAAAGGAGACUCUAGACCCCUAAACUUUGAGGAGGUUAAGCUUAAUUUUAGUCAAAUUGAUUAAAACUUCAUCACAAAAAUACUGUAAAAUUAAACAGAAGGUGUUGCCAAACAAGUUUCGAAAAAAGAUGCAUCUUUGAAUGUCAGAAUCCAAUAUCAACCAAAGUUUCCCGCUAUCAGAGAGUCAAAACAGUAUUUGGUCAUGCCUAAAUUGAGGAGGGCUUCUAAGCUCCAAUUUAUAGUGUACUUUUUGACUAGACUGGUAACUUCAUCAUAAGUGGAGCUGAUGAUGGGUAAAUACUCAUUUAUAACAUUCUAUAGGAUCAUCAAGAUCUGGGACAAGGAAACCAUGAAUCUUUAGGGGUCCCUCCACAGCCAUAAUGAAGUUAUCACAGAUAUGGAUAUAAGCAAAUGCAAUCGAUAUCUUGCUACUUCUAGUAAAGAUGGAAAGCUGAUUAUCUGGGAUUGGAAAAAUUGCUUGAAGGUAGAUGAGAUAGCUGCUCAUGACUCUACGAUAAAUAAUAUAAAAUUCUUCCAAGUUAAAAUAAAGAAUUAAAAUUAACAAACAAAGGAAUCAGAAAAAAUUCAAAUCCUGGCAACUUGCUCUGAGGACGGAACCAUCAAAAUAUAUGAUGAGCUAGGCUUCCUAAAUAACUUGAAUUAAGGAGUUAUAGAACAAGCUCAAAAGCGAACUAGAAGAAAUGAUUCUGCUGCCAACAAAAAAGAGCGGUACUUUUAAUGUCUCACUCCGGAUGAUUUCAGACCAGUAUAAGGUAAUAGAAACAAAAAGAUAGAUUCCAUAAAUAUAAAUCAAAAUGGGUUGGUUGCUGCAGGAACAAGCAGUGGAGAAAUAUACAUGUGGAAACUAGAUAUUGUAAAAUUUAGAUAGCAGCAUUAAAAAGCAUUUUAAUGGUUAGGAUCCUCUAAAAAGCACAUAAAGACUGUCCAUUUUUGUGAAUUUUCGCCAAAUGGAAGAUUUUUAUUCACAGGAUCUGUUGAUGGAACAGCAAAAAUAUGGAAUAUUGAACAAGAAAAAGGCAAGAAAAUUACUGACUAGCAGUUACUAUUAACUGAUAGCAGACUUUUAGUAACAAUGGAGGAGAAAAGGAUAUUUGGCAGUAAAGAUAAGCAUAUAUUCUUUUAAAAUAGACAUGGAGAUUAAGUCAGUAUGGCAGAGUACCGACAAUAAAAAAGUAACUGGUAAUGCGAUUGUAUUGCUUGGUCAGUUCAUGGAAGAUAUGCUAUUUGUGCACUCAGUGGAAAAAUAGACCUAGACAACUAGAGUCACGACUAAUCUUUCAUUAAAAUAUGGGAUUCUUAUACUAACACUAUUAUUGAAGAUAUUGGAGAAAAAAAUGGAUUAAAACUAAUGAAUUUUUCAUUUGUUCUAGCACCUCAUCCUACAAUUGAAGAAGUCUUUUUAUCUGGAAGUGAUGGUGGCUUGAUAUGUCUUUGGGAUAUCAAAUAGAGGAGAUUAAUUAAGAGUUUUAAAGAAUAUGGUGUUUAUACAUAUGAGAAAUAUACAAUGAAUGAUCCUUUUGAUGGCAAGUUUUCGCCUGAUGGAUCCUGCUUUGUUAUUGGAUCUGAAAUGGGUACUAUUAGUUUAUUUUCUUGUGAAGGAGCCCCUUACAAGUACUAUGCUACAAGAGUAGAGCAAUUCUAUCAUUAUGAUGACUAAAGACAUAUUGCCAACAUUUAUUAUGACCAAAAUGAAGAACCUUAAAUUUGCUCUUAUAACCUAAUUCCAUAUGAAGCUUAGCCUCCUUCAUCUAUGAUAGGAAAAUUUAAAAACUUUAGACAUCUCAAUCAUGAAGAAUAUGAUAGAAAUUUCAUUUUAAGAUAAGGCAUUUGUAUUGAAGAAGAGCAAUUUAUCUAAUCUUAAAUUGAGGAGGGACUUAGAAACAAUUUUUUCAACAAUAAUGAGGAUUUACUCUAAAUGAUAAAUGGAUAAUAUGAAGAUGAUUAAAUACUAAGAGGCAGACUUAAUUCAUAGUUAAGCAAUAUUAGUGCUGCUGAUAAUGUUUAACAAGCUAGUUAAGAUGACAUCGAAAUUUUAAGAAAUGUAAAUAGAUAAGCUCAAUAAAAUAGAGGAAGAGGAAGAAGGAGAAACUAAGUUGAAGGCAGAAGUUAAAGACCAAUAAAUAAUUAACAAAGAUAUGAGAUUUAAAACCAAUUAAAUGCCAGAAUAAAUACCAAUAUAGAUCCAGAUAAUAGUUUCUAUGACAGAGAUAGCGAUGAAAACUUUGAAAUAGAAGAAGAUGUUUAAUCUGAAGAAGAAGAAGAAUAUGGGAAUGAAGAUAGUGAGGAUUACCAUACAAGGAACGAGAGAGAUAAUAAUCAUUAAAGAAUUUUGACUAGAAGAGAACUUCAAGCUGCAGCAAAUAAUAGAUCUGGUGGUAGAAAUUUAUAAAGAAUGAAUGGACACUAAAACUAAUAAUAAUCAAGAAGCCAAAGAUUAUAAAGAAGAAAUCAAAGAAUGAAUCAGCUUGAAGAAGAUAAAGAUGAUGUAAAUUAAAAUUAAGGAAGAUCCAAAAGGAGAAGAAGAGCUGUUGUGAAAAGUGAUGAUUCAUCCUAAUGUGAUAUUUCGGAAGAUGAAGAUUAUGAUAUGUCUGACGAUAAUGAUGCAAUUAAGCCUAGAAGAAAGCUUAAAAAAAUAAUCAGAGAAGAAUCACAAUAAAAUGAAUCUAUGAGUGAUAUCACAAAUUAUGAAGAAUCAGAUGAUGAAAUUAAUGUUGGAGUGAGGACUAGAAAUGCUAGAAAAGGAUCAAAGAACCCAAAACAAAGUGAAUAAGAAAAAAGAGAAAUAAAAAGAAAUCUUAGAAGCAGAGAAAAUAGAAAGAAAUGCGAUGGAAUGGAUUCAAGUGAAGAUGAUUUUAUGGAUUAUGAAGAGGAAAAACUUCUGAAAAACAAUAGCGAUGGAUAAAAGCCAGGUUCUUAAGGGAAAAAAUCUAAAAGGGUCAUAAAAGAGGAUAGUGACUCAGAUAAUAUUGAUUAAGAAGUGAUAAUACCAACUGAUCUAGGUAAAAAGUAAAAAGGCGACGAAGACUAUGAGUAUUAGCCAAAUCACCCAAUUAAUCAAAUAUAACUAUAAGAGUAAAUGAUUUAGCAAAGAAAGUGUGAAUUAUGCAAACGAACUGAUCCUCCGAUAAUUGGUCCAUUCCUAAAAGUUAAUAAAUAUAAGUAAAAUGAGCAUCCUAUUUUUUUCCAUAAGGACUGUAUUGAAGUUAGCAGCGUUUCUUUCUUCAACAGACAAAAAUAAAAAUGGAUGAAUAUUGGAAAAGCAUUGGAUAUUUUUAACAAAAGGCCUUCAAUGUGUAGAAGAUGCCAAACUAUAGGAGCAACGAUAAAAUGUUAAAGUUGCGACAAAACCUAUCAUGGAUUCUUAUGUUCCUAACUAUAUAUGAUUUUUACUGGAGCUGAAAACUAUCAAUGCUUUGAGUGCAGAAACAGAGAGAAUUAUUCCUAAUUUAAUGGCAAAGAAUUGAUAGAGAAAAGUGAAUUCAAGAUACUUAAAAGAUAAAUGAAAAGAGAUUAUUUAUUGCUUAGUAAAUAGCCAAUAGAAUUUUAUCUCCCUCAAGUAAAUGACCAGGUUUAUUAUUUUUUCCAAGGUCAUGAAAAGUUUAUAAGCUAGUAUAACUGCUUUUUUUAUUCUGGAAAUGAAAAAACUUUAACCGUCUAGUACCCAUGGAAGUAAUACCUGGAACUAGAAAAGCCUACAUUAUGUAAAAUUCUACGAAUCUCUUAUUUCUUUCCAUCAAAAAAUGUUUUAUACCUUCUAAAAAGAUACGGUAAAAGUUCAAAUAUAAUAUAGGAGCCAUAAAUUGUAAUGAGACUAGAGUUGUAAAUUGUUGGACAGCCUGAUAGUACAUUUGAUAUAGAUUAUUUUCCAAAUUAAUUGUCAGAGUUUUUAGUAUUAAAACGACUCUAUGAAAAUUCACUCUUCUUGUAUCAUGGAUUAAUGAACUAAUAAAAAUUCAUUGGCGAGACAUUUAAGACCCGACUAAAAAACUUUAAUAAAGUAAAGAUUGUAGGAAUCUAAGAGAAAGAAUAACUUUUAGAUCCUACUGGUUGGGAGUCUAUUUAGUAUAAGCACGUUGAUAAUUAUAGUCUCAGAGAAAGAGGUAGAAGAGGCUAGAGAAGACAAAGUUUUGAUGAAGAGCCUGCUGAAAAUAUGAACUUUUGGGAGCUAAUAUUAUCAUUAGAAUUUGAAGAAAAUUUGGAUUAUCAAGGUUUAGUUAGUUCUUUUAAUGAUGAGGAAAUUUAAAGUAUUAUAAGUAUAAUAUCCGAGUAUGUAGAAAGGAAAAAAGAAUAAACACUUCCAUUCAUGGAGAGAGUACCAGAAAAAAUCGCUCCAGAUUAUAGAUAGCAUGUUUCUGCUGAAAUGUAUAUUAGCUUAGUUCUUGAAAGACUUUUAAAUAAGUAUUAUAGAACUUAAGAAUAGUUGUUUAAUGAUCUAGAGCUAAUCAGCUUUAAUGCUAGGAUUUAUAAUGGAGAAGAUAAUCCAUUAUUCAAAGAUGCAAAGAAAAUGGUUGAAGGAAUUAAAUCAGAGAUAAGAAAAAGCAUUAUUUUGCAUUCUGAAGAUACGAAACAGCAAAAAAUAGAGGAAUAAAAAGGACUUCUAUUUGGCUAAAAACCCAUUGGCAAGCUCACUGCUCCUGUUAUGAGAAAUAAUGGGGGUAGUAAUCAACUGACAACCAUGGAUUAAUUUAAAAUGUAGAUGAAGUAGUAAGAGAAAGAUGAAGAAUUAAAGAAUGAUAAUAGUAACAACAACAGCUACAAUAAUCAUGUCCUAAUUUAAUAGUUGCCUUAAUCAAGAUCUUCAAGAAGAAACAGAGAGAAUAAUGCAGAUAAUAUGCAAAUGAUAUAAAGCUCAAUAAACCAAAUUCCAGCUAUUUAAAAUAACCUGAUAGAAAUAAAAUAGCAAGAGAUGUCAGAUCAUUCAGAUAUGAAGGUUACACCAAAUGCAAAGAUAACUAUUAAUGCAGGUGCUUAAAAUCAUGAUUCUUCAGGAAGCAAUAGAAGACUUAAUAGAAAUUAGAUUGGAGAUUAGAGAGAUUUUGAAUUAGAUUAUGAAAACAAAUAAAAUAAUUAAUUUGCCACAGGUGAAAAAAUUAUACUUAAAACGAAUUAUGCAAACGAUGGAAGUGAUAAUUUGGGUUCACUUGGCAAGAGGACAAGAAGCGGUAGAUAAACAAGAUAAGUCAAGAAUAGUUUGAAUGAGGAUGAAGGAGACAAGGAAUUUGAGAAGUUAAUAAGUGGAGAGCAAAUUAAUUCGAAGAGAAUAAGAUAAAAUUGA
Messenger RNA from Stylonychia lemnae, 5487 nucleotides. Lineage: Eukaryota; Ciliophora; Spirotrichea; Sporadotrichida; Oxytrichidae. The record is from the annotation of a GenBank genome assembly.